Messenger RNA from Lineus longissimus, 2493 nucleotides. RefSeq lists its product as uncharacterized. NCBI's taxonomy places the organism in Eukaryota, Metazoa, Nemertea, Pilidiophora, Heteronemertea, Lineidae. The transcript has 2 exons. The record is from RefSeq and is a predicted model, not a curated record. Bases 104 to 1486 code for a protein of 460 amino acids.
GUCAACGAUCACGUGACAUCAAGCAGAACAGCAAAGGCGAUGUUUCAAAAUGGAGGACGUCAACAUUUGAUACGAGUGUCCAUAUGUGAAUUAGAACAACAUCAUGGCUUCCCAAGAUGAUGAAGUGUGGCGGGAAUCUGUAGCCCUAAGCGUCAGCCGACUUCAGGACAAAUCAGAAACACGACGGCGGCAGAAUAGCCGCCAGAAAGCACGCUGUGGAUACAGUUCCGUGGCGAUGACGGCGAUCGGAAUAAGCUUGAUCCUCCUAGGGGUUCUGGAUGUUGUCUUUGGUACUCUUUGCGCCUCUGCUGGGGUUAGGUACGGGGCCACAGGGGACACACUGAUAAGGCCUUGGCGAGCUUUACCGCUUGGUUGCAUUGCUGUAGCAUGCGGAGCACUCGGGAUUCAUCUGACAAGAAGACUCCAGUGGAAGCCGCGAAGACAAGCGAUCGUGACAAUGUUGCUGUCCACCGUUUGCAGUGCUUGGGCAGCAGUGGUGGUUUUCUCUUUCAGUUUCGAUGUGGCGGAACAAUCUACCGCAUACCAAGCCCUAAAAAAGGAAAUGAGAGAAGCCCUUGCCUCUCAAAAUGUACUCUUCGGUUUCAGAAAGGAUAAGAUUAACUUGGCAAACAGGGAUCUGGCGUACUUCUCGGGGGCAGUUUCCUUUGCAACUUUGAGUGCGAUCAUAGCAGCCGCGCAGGCUGUCAUGGCAGGUUUUUACAUCAACGACCCUGGCGAAGGUAGGAAAUCAGAGAGAGAGCGGAUACCUCGUCGUUCAGGGCCAGCAAGUAACAUUAUCAGUUCCAAGAAAGUGUUUGUAAGUUACAAGAACAAGGCGGCCUUGGCAGCGGCUAUCAUUCAGAUCGUGUGUGGCUGUUCCGUUGUUUUAGGACUUGGCCUUGCCCUCGCAACCGAGCACAACCCUGCGUGGGCAUCCUACGUUAUCAGUCAUGGAAUAAUAUUCAUAACAUCCGGGAUAGUGAGCGCCAUUUCUAGCACGAAGAAAACGAGGCUUUUCGUGACUGCGUCAAUGAUAAUGUCACUCUGCGCAUGUGUGGCCGCCGUGAACAUGGUCUGUUCAGACGUUGCUUUCAUUAUCAACUCGAACAGCCAUCCAACAUCGGGCAGAAGUAAGAUAGACAAGUUAUCUCUAACCACCAAACUCUUUGCGAUCCAUGGGAUAGAUUUAUUUGUCAAUCUGAUCGAACUCGUAACUGCUGCAGUUCUCGCGGGACUUGGCUGUCACGUGACCUGUGAAGUAGCUGGGAAAGCAGACGAUUCCCGAUGCUUGGUGAGUUACGUCGAAGUUGGCCAGACGGAGAGAUCAGGAGGAACUGAAUACAAUAGGCCUACGACUGACAACACCGAGGGAGGGUACGUUCUUCAGCUUCCUGAUAUUCUGCACGACAGUAUGAUCAUGGACGAUGAUAGCUUUGGCCAGGAGCGUCCGCAAUACAUGACAGAAGCGCUAGCAAGCAAUGCAUAAAUUAUCGUUACAAAGUCGACUGCCAAACCCGGUGUGGGAUGACAAUGAUUGGAACUCAGUCCCUUGGAGAUGACAUCUAGGGAUCAGUAUAGUUUUGGUCACAACUGCGUGGCGAAUAUCAACUAUGUGCGCUUUCAGAACCUGUGUAACAUUUUUGGUUGAUCCCCAAAUUUCAGUGUUGCCAUUACAAAAUGGGCAGCUACAGAAACGAGGACUUUUCAAUAGGGGGCACUGCUUCCAUUCCAACAUUUGUCUCUGUCCGAUUACGGAAAGCAGAGGAACGUUCUCUCAUUGUAUACAUGUAGCCGAGUACACGUUAUGAGUAUCAAUGCUCGUCUUGACCAACACUAAUGAAAUAAUACUUAGAUCUACCAAUACUGUACUGGGUCUUCCCAAGGAAACGCAUUUAUGAGUACACUUUCGAUGUUGGUAGAAAUCACUAGAAUACUAUCUUGACAAUAAGAAUUCGACUUGCAAUGAUUAAACAUUUCUUCAGUCGUAUUUUUUGUUCCACUUCAGUCCGAAAAGGAAAACUUUGACCCUCGCUGUUUCAAAGGUGUCAUUUGACUUCAGUAAUUCUUGCAAUCACGUCCUAUUCCCAUCUUGACCCUCAAGCCUUGGAUCCACUCCGCCGACCCGGACUCCGUUACACCAAUGCAUGAGGGGAGGUAACGGACCGUUAACUCUGAUGGUUCAGAAAUGCCUAUUCCAAGCAAUAUGUACUCGUUUGAUGAGAACCUAUUGUGGAAGCCCAUCUUACGCCGGUGUGGCGGGGAUAGUAGUCCUAGGGCUGAUAGUCCGUGUAACAAUAGCCCGCAUUGCUAAAUGUUUUGAUUAGGGUUAGCGGUACAAUAGAUCAUGCUGCUUAAUUGGUCAAAUACAAUGCUACCGGACUAUGACUCCAGGGGGACUAUAUCCGCUGUCACACCGGUGUACAGGAAAUACGAUGACUUACACUUGCACUUGAUCAAAAGUGAAUUUCUACCCUCUAACACAAACUCAUUUGA